Molecule: messenger RNA, 753 nt
Organism: Microplitis demolitor
Lineage: Eukaryota; Metazoa; Arthropoda; Insecta; Hymenoptera; Braconidae
Exons: 1
Coding region: 1-753 (250 amino acids)
Source: RefSeq, a predicted model, not a curated record
AUGACGUUAAUGACUCGCUAUGUUGAUCCAGAUUCUUUGAUGAUAAGGACUGAGUUAAUACAAUUAAUUCACGUUAAUGCCACUGACUGUUGCGCUACGAAACUUCUUGAGGAAUAUACAAAUGGUUUGGAACAAAAUAAAAUUCCCCUGGAUAAUUUAAUUGGACUUACUUGUGAUAAUGCACCAGUCAUGGUUGGUAUAAAUCAUUCAUUCCAGAAGCAUUUGACCAAACGUCUUCCACAUCUUUUGACCAUACCAUAUAUAUGUCAUUCUUUAGCGCUAAUCGCUAGAGACGCUUGCAAAGCUGCGAUUCCAGCUGAAAUCGAUGAAAUUAUCUCAGGAAUUCCGAACUUCGUUAAUGGUAGUCCUAAACGUUUAGCUGAAUUUGCUGUUUUUCAGGAGGGUUUUAAUCAAAAAUCUAAACUUUUGCGAAUUGCUCCGACAAAGUGGUUGUCUCGUCAAAUCGCAAUUUCUAGGAUUUUGGAUAAUUGGGGCGCGAUGCUUUCUUAUCUGACCGAAAAAUCUUUUAUGAAUAAUGUUGCAGGUGCAACAAAAUUGCUUAGUAUUAUGAAUAAUCCCGUGACAAAAGCAUAUCUGCUUUUUUUAAAAUUUGCACUUGACUCUUUGGAAAAGAUGAAUGCACAGUUUCAAUCUAGUGAAACAUUAGUCCAUAAAUUACAACCUUCUUCAAAGAAAUCGUUCGAUGAAGUACUUCAAAGGUUCAUGAAACCAGAUUUAUUUGUAACGGGGUAA